GUUCACGUGUUUUUGGUAAGUUUUAUCUUGUGUAAUUUUUUACCCUCAGUUUAUCUGUAUGAUCAUUUAUGAUCUCAACAGCUCUGAGAAUGGAGUAUUUUUGACGUAUACACACUCCUCCGCUGUACUGUAAUGAUUUUUAUAGAGAAAAUGAGGAUGGGGUUAAACAAAACUCAUGUUUUUCUUGUGCUGUCAGGUCAUAAAACUCUCUUAAUUGUAAUCUAAUCUAUGUAAACCCUGUUCUCUCACACUCAAUAACACUUCUAAUCAUUUUUAUGAGCUCCUCACGACCUUUUGCCAACUGUCUUGAGAGUAUAAACAAUUGCAGGAAGGUGGGGCAUCUAGGGAAAUAAAAAAACAUGGGGAUGUGCGUAUGUAUCUUCCUGUGAGUCCCCCAAUUAUACAUAACUGUACUCACCAGUCCAUCUACUAGUACAGGUUUUGGACAAGUCAUCCAGGGACAGUAUGUCAGGGGUUGAAUCGAAGACGGAGGUGUUCACCAUAUCUGGUCCGGAGAUGCCAGAGCCUGCAGCCAGGAGUGGCAAGACAAAAAACGAGAAGAGCUGCACUGUCUUUGAACGUUAUGUCCAGCCCUGCUUUGCCGAGCUGUUUGGGACCACCCUGUUCGUCUUUGUUGGGUGCUCAUCUGUUGUUGGGAAUGUGGCACUGGGGGCCAUCCAGCCUGCUGUGUCUCAUGGGCUGGCACUGGGGGUCCUCAUCACGCUGUUUGGGCAAAUCAGUGGAGGACACUUUAACCCUGCCGUGUCUCUGAGUGUCUACCUGUGUGGAGGAAUGGAGCUGCUCCUCCUGGUGCCGUAUGUUGUGGCUCAGAUGUGUGGAGGCAUGAUGGGAGCUGGUUUGGUCAAGGCUGUGUACCCUCCAGCAGUGUACGGCCUUGGAGGAGCCUUCGAUGCUGUGACUUUGUCAAAUGAUAUUGGUAAAGCCACGUUGGCAGAGGCUAUAAUGACCAUGUUUCUCACCACAGCCGUGUGCAUGGGCGCUGUCAACAGCCAAACCAGCACACAGCUCGCUCCCUUCUGCAUAGGCCUCACCGUGACAGCCAACAUAUUAGCUGGAGGGGUCCUGUCUGGAGCCUGCAUGAACCCGGCCCGAGCCUUCGGACCUGCUGUGGUUGCAAACCACUGGAUCCAUCACUGGGUCUACUGGGUUGGACCUAUCUGUGGGGCCCUGCUUACUGUCGUCACUGUCAGGUUGCUUUUUGGUGACCAGAAGACUCGACUUCUGCUGAAGUGAAUGCUUAACGUAUGAAAGGCGAAUGAGUCCCAAAGAGCCUAAGGAAAGCCUCUCUGAUUGGAUGUCCAUCAAACAAUAAGACUGUGUGUUAUUUCAGUUGGUCAGAAAAAAAUGCUCCGGCCCAUGUGUAUUCGUCCUUGGACUAGUCUAAAGUUUUGGCUCCUAAGUGACAUUUGUAUUUCAUGAUGCAAUAACUUUUUUUUUUUUUUUAAAUCAGAUAAGAAUCUGAUUUUU
Sphaeramia orbicularis (orbiculate cardinalfish) is the source of this 1488-nucleotide messenger RNA. RefSeq names its product aquaporin 8a, tandem duplicate 1 (gene aqp8a.1). Gene Ontology annotation, cellular component: basolateral plasma membrane; plasma membrane. The transcript is spliced from 5 exons. Gene Ontology annotation, biological process: transmembrane transport; water transport. The coding region runs from base 466 to 1254 and encodes 262 amino acids. The record is from RefSeq and is a predicted model, not a curated record. Lineage: Eukaryota; Metazoa; Chordata; Actinopteri; Kurtiformes; Apogonidae. Gene Ontology annotation, molecular function: water channel activity.